UUCAGCGUAAGAACCAGCAGCAGCAGGAAAAUGAGGGUUCUGGGAUGUAUUUUGAAGUUGAAGGGUAUGUUGGAAAAGCUUCAAAAGAGUGUCUUGUUGCGGAGACAUAAAUCAAGUUUCUGUGAGGGAGAUUAUGAAGAAUUGGGAGAUGACAGAGGGUGUGUUGCUGAAGAUGUGAAAGAAGGGCAUUUUGUUGUGAUUGCAAAGGAUAAUAUUGAGACAAAGAGAUUGGUGGUUCCGUUGAGCUGUUUAAAGAACGCAAGAUUCUUGAGGCUGUUGGAGGAAGCUGCAGAAGAAUAUGGGUUUGAUCAACAUGGUGCACUGACCAUACCUUGCAGGCCUAGUGAACUUGAGAUGCUAUUGGCUCAACAAUGGAAAGAAAGAAGACGAUUCUGAUGCUGCUAGGGAAAACUCCUGCAGAAAAACCAUGGCUAAAAGCUACAAAAGUUAUGUACUCAUGUAUUGAGCAUAUACUACUGCUAGAGUUUUUACAUUGAGGGUUU
Molecule: messenger RNA, 503 nt
Organism: Vigna umbellata (rice bean)
Lineage: Eukaryota; Viridiplantae; Streptophyta; Magnoliopsida; Fabales; Fabaceae
Product: protein SMALL AUXIN UP-REGULATED RNA 54-like
Biological process (GO): response to auxin
Source: RefSeq, a predicted model, not a curated record